This is a messenger RNA of Clunio marinus, 3728 nucleotides long. The record is from the annotation of a GenBank genome assembly. NCBI's taxonomy places the organism in Eukaryota, Metazoa, Arthropoda, Insecta, Diptera, Chironomidae.
AUGAAUCAAGGAUUUAAUCCUCUUUUCGAGCCAAAUAUUUUCAACAUUGGUCAUUCUGAACCUGAAUAUAUAGAAUUGGGAACAAUUCCAAGCUCAAAUAUUUCAUGCGGAUUAACAACUGUGAAAUUUGAUACGCAUGAAGAAUUAAUAUGGACGGGAAAUCAAAAUGGAUACGUGACGAGCUAUUAUGGACCAACAAUGCAAAAGUACACAGCGUUCCGUGUAAACCAAACAGAAAUGGUACAUCAAAUCGAAACAAGUUCUCAAGGAAUCUUCGCUCUCACCAGCACAUCAUUAAGACACCAAAUCAGACGAGGAAUUCCCAAAUUCACAUACAGAUCAAAAAACUUGAAUGACGCUCUUUGUAUGUUUUCCCUCUCACCAACAAGAAUGCUCAUAGCGGGUCAUCAAGAACAUAUAAUAGAUUUGGAUCUUGAAACGUUAACGGAACAGCAGUUAGUUGACUGCAGUGGGUGUGCAAUCAUUCGACAUCAUUCAAGAUUUCUUUGUUGUGGUGACGUCAAUGGUUGCAUCACCCUGAGAGAUCCAAUUUCACUUCACGAAGAACACAAACUCAUGACACAUUCAGCAUCUCUUAACGACUUUGAUGUUCAGGGUAAUUAUUUGAUUUCCUGUGGAUUCAGUGACAUGAAUGGAAAGCUCUCAGUUGAUCGAUUCCUCAUGGUCUACGAUAUGAGAAUGUUGAGACUUGUGUCACCAAUUCAAGUACUUAUCGAUCCAACGUUCCUUCGAUUCCUUCCAUCCUUUGUGUCUCGUAUUGCGAUUGUUUCGCCUCUUGGACAACUUCAAUUAGUCGACACUGUUGAGUUAAGUCAACCACGAGUGUGCAUGUAUCAAAUAAACAUUGCAUCACAAUGCAUGUCGUUUGAUAUUUCAUCAUCAAACCAAGCGAUGACAUUUUGUGACAACACAGGUCAAUUAAGUCUCAUCAGUUCGAUUUCAUCGCCACAACCACAAUUUAAUAAUUUUUCAAGAGAAACUGAAUUUCCUGACACACCUGAACAGCUGCCGUUUGUAUCAGUCAACGACAUAAAUUUUCCACUUUCGUCAAUUCUUUUACCGCAAUUACAAACUGGAACAUGGUUGAGUGAUUUACCAAAGGAAAUGUAUGAAUAUCAAUAUCGUCGUCCAAAACCAAUCGAUCCAAUCAUAUUAAGCACAAUGAAGACACAAGGAACGAUAAGUUAUGCGCCAAAUCCAAGAUUAACUAAACGAAAUCAAAUUCCUUACAUUCUCGAAACUGAUUCAUCUGUUAAUGAAGACACUGAAGUGAUUUCAACGACAAGUAUUUCAAUUAAGUCAUCGUCACACAUUCCGAAGCAUUAUCAGAAGCUUGAAAUCAAAUACAAAGGAAUGAUGGAAUUUGAUUUUACGGAAUACAAUCAGACUGAAUUCUCGGGACUUGAAGCCAUGUUACCGAAUGCUUAUUGCAAUGGAAUGCUUCAAGUUCUCUUCUUCUUUGCACCUUUAAGAAAAUCACUUUUGACUCAUACAUGCACGAAAGAAUUUUGUUUAACAUGUGAAUUGGGAUUUUUGUUUCACAUGUUGGCAAAUAAUCGAAGUAAACAGCCGUGUCAAGCGAGUAAUUUCUUAAGAAGCUUUCGAACUGUUCCUGAAGUGUCCGCGCUUGGACUUGUGAUAAGUGAUCGAAAUGCUGGCCGAAGUAUUAAUUUGAUUCGUUUAAUUCAGAACUGGAAUCGUUUUAUGCUUCAUCAAAUGCACACAGAAUUGCAAGACACAAGAAAGAGAACCAGCAUACCAAGUCAAGAUGUUGAAUUGACGAAACUUGUGUCGACAGUUGGUAAACGUCUUGAAGAAACUUCACUCAGUGAAAACGAGAAAAAAUCGGAAAAUUCAGAAGAAGAAGUUGAGGAAGACAGAUAUCAAUUCUUGGAUAAUAACAAGACAUCACCAGACAAUGAAUCGACUCCACCAGAAGAGACGGAUGUGAGUUUGUUGUUCGGCAUGAAGCAGAAAGUUGUUCAUCGUUGUUUAAAGUGUAAUGAGAAGAAGCUGAAGACAAAUGUCGUUCUUGUUUGCAAUCUCCUCUAUCCACUUAACAAUUCACAAGAAAGUGGUGACUUCUUAAAGCUUUUGAAAGAAUCAAUGAAUGUUGAAAAGACUUUGAAUGUUUGGUGUGAUUCUUGUAAUCGUUUCAUUCAACAUAAUCACUGCGCUCGAAUCACUGACUUACCAAACAUUCUAGCAAUCAAUUGUGGAUUGGAUAAUGAGAAGGAAUUAGAAUUCUUGAAGAAAUAUCUGAAUCAAACGCAUCAAGAUUUCAAUAAUCAAAGUCCAGUAAGCGAACCGUUGAUGUCUAAAGCGUGUCGUUAUGGAAUGAAAUGUACGCGAAUUGAUUGCAUGUUUACACAUCCAAAUAGAAAGCAAACAUCAAGUGAAUCAUCAUCAUCGAAUGGACAUAAUGGAAAGCCUUGUGAUCGAUGGUUUCCUUUGAGCUUUAAAAUAUCAAUUAAUGAGGCUGAAAAUAUUUUAAUUGACGAGAAUGAUUUGAAGAGCGAUGGGGACAAUUCAGUGAGAUUGUUCAGUUUAGUUGCAGUCACUUAUUGCAUCGAUGAUGGCCAACAACGAAACUUAAUCGCAUUCAUUCUAAAGAACGACCAAUGGUUUGUGUUUAAUGACUUUUGCAUUAAGAAAGUCAAUGAAGAUGAAGUCUUGACUGUUGUUCUUGAUUGGAAAAUUCCAACGGUUUUAUUUUACAAAGACACGUCUUUCGACAUGAAUGAAAACGAUGUUGUGGUUCAUGAAAGUCCUUUCACCUCUGAUUUGCUAUUGAAUGAAAAAUUCUUUGCGAAGUUUGAACUGGAUUCCAGUAAUUUUCUUCCACUAUCAAAGGAUGAAAUUCCAAAGCAAGGUGAUCUCGUUGCAAUGGAUGCAGAAUUUGUGACUUUAAAUCCCGAAGAAAGUGAAAUUAGUUCAGAUGGAAAAAUGACUAUAAAGCCUCGUGUAGCAAGUGUUGCUAGGAUAAGCUGCAUUCGAGGACCUGGAAAUGACAAAGAAGGCGUCGCAUUUAUCGACGAUUAUAUUUUAACUUGCGAACAAGUUUCCGACUAUUUGACAAAAUUUUCUGGAAUCAAACCGGGAGAUUUGGACGCCAAUUUGAGUAAUAAACGAUUGACGACUUUAAAGAGCUCUUAUCAGAAGCUUCGAUAUCUUGUUGACAGUGGAGUAACUUUUGUCGGUCAUGGACUUAAGAAUGAUUUUCGUGUCAUCAACUUACACGUACCAUCGAAACAAAUCAUAGACACGGUUUAUUUGUUUCACUUUCCCCAUCAUCGCAUGGUGUCGUUGAAGUUUUUAGCUUGGCAUUUUCUUGGAAUUAAAAUUCAAUCAGAAACUCAUGAUUCCAUCGAAGAUGCUCGAACAUCACUUCAACUGUACAAACAUUAUCAAAAGCUUCAAUUGGAGGAUGCCGUAAGCUCAGCACUUAACACACUCUACGACGUCGGAAAGCAAUUGCAAUGGAAAGUCCCAGAAUAAACAAUCAAGUGGAAAUCAUACUCAAGUGAUGUCAAUCUCAGUAUUCAUCUUAAAAAUCGAAGUUUUCAUUUAAAUUGUUUUUCUUUUUAAGUCACACACACAAACACAGACACAAAAUAAUUUUAAUUAAAGUUACGUAAGUUUUAAACUCAUUAUUGUAUCGUAAGAAAUUUUAAUUUUACAAUAAAGAAAUAAAAUUGAAACAAACA